Molecule: messenger RNA, 5024 nt
Organism: Tachysurus fulvidraco (yellow catfish)
Lineage: Eukaryota; Metazoa; Chordata; Actinopteri; Siluriformes; Bagridae
Gene: susd5
Product: sushi domain containing 5
Exons: 4
Coding region: 81-2024 (647 amino acids)
Biological process (GO): Notch signaling pathway
Source: RefSeq, a predicted model, not a curated record
UUUUUCUGCUAGACUUGAAAAAUGGUUCAGAUAUAGGCUUUGAGGCAGCUUCCAGUGUAUGUGGACAUCACGGUGCUCGGAUGGCAUCAGCAAUGGAGCUUCGUCAUGCUGUAGUUGAGUGUUCAUUCUCUGCCUGUGCACGUGGUUGGCUUACUGGUCCCAGCAUUGGGACAACAGUGUGCAGGAGUAUCUCUGGAAGCUUACGAGCAGUGGACAUGCAGGUGGAAAAUGUGACUGAGACAUAUGAAAGACUGGCUGUGUUCUGUGUAAAAGACACUGGGGCUCCCUGUGGAGGUCCACCCUCAUUUCCCAAUACACACCUGCAGGGACAGACAGGCCUGGAGUUGGGUGAUGAGCUUCUGUAUGCCUGCAACCCAGGAUACAUUCUGCCCAAUGGUGAGACAGCAUUCAGCCUGUUGUGUGACAGCUGUGGAGAGUGGUAUGGUUUGGUGCAACUCUGUGUGAAAGAUAAAGCUGAGGCCAUCAUUGACUAUGAAGACAAGCUCUCAGAUGGCCAUCAUCUCUAUGAUGAGGUGCAUCGCCUGAGUACGAUGCCUAGACCUACAGAUCAUGGAGAAGAGGAAGAGUCUACUCCUGAACCAGACCAUUUAGAACCAGUCUUGCAAGUGAAAGCAAUAGACAAGAUGGAGAAAAACACUGCAGUGUCUGUAACAGAGCCUCCAGUAUCUCAGCUAAGCCAAAAACACAUGUUCUGGUUCCCCUCAGAGGCUUUCCAGGAAGAAGAGCAUCCUCUUAUCACCACAGGUACACCUAUUAAAGACUCCACCUCAGAUGAGAGUUACAUAUUAGUUAAGCCUGGUGAAGACCAGUCAGAGCCUGAGACAGAGGAUGCUGAGGGUGGGUUUAUCAGCCAGCCUCCAACAGACAAACCUGCCAGUCACAGUGUAGGGGGUACUGUGGAGUCAUGGCUUGAUGGAUAUCCUGUUCACCAGGAGGAGGGAGCAGGUGGAGAGUCUACAGGGGAGACAGUACUAGGGCAGGGAGUGGACAUAGAGAGUGUGACAGACAGUUUAAAUGUGGAGGAUUUUAAAAGUGUGACCAACAUCCCAAAAGAGGCAAAUCUGGGAGGUGGUGAGCACAGACACAAAGAGGAACCAACUGAAGGUGUGUUUGAAAUGCCUGAAGAGCAAGAGUUUAGUAAAGUGACUGAUCAUCAAGAUGUGGGGGUUAAGAAUGUAACUGAAAGCCUUGGAGAAAAGAGUUUUAGGGAAGUAUUUUACAACCAAGAGGAAGAGUUUCACAGUGUGACUGACAUGCCUCAAACAGAUGUUUCUGAUGUAGUGUCUGUUCUUUCUGAAGAAACAUAUGCCGUUACAGAGACACCAGUAGUGGAGGAGGUGGAAAGAGAAGCCAAGAGUCCAGUGGAGAUAGAACAUGAGAAAGCAGAUGAUAUAUCUAAAGAUGAAUUCCAUGGAAUAUUUGAAAGAGAAAAUGAUGUUGAAUUGAGCCCCACUCCUUUAAUCAGCCACACUCAGAUCUCAGGUGGCCUAGAUGAAACAACUCUGAAAAACACACCCAGCACCGCUCCUGAGAAUGUCAGCACCAGCCAACAGGGGCUGGGUUUUGAACGCACUGCCACACCUUCAGGCAUGGCACCAGUAGAAACCACGCCUGCCUCACCAGUCCAUGUUAUUAGCAAUGUGGUCACACCCACAGUGAACGUCUAUUGGAAAACCAAAGACAUUGGCCAUUUCGAUAAUCAGACUCCCACUGUUGAUGAUGAUGUAGUUGUAGAAACCCAUGAGAAUCAGAGUGUGAUGGAAGGUGAUGUGGAUCGUAGCCUGGAUCAGACAGAAGACGAUGGAUCUUGCACUGUGCACCCUUGCCACUUAGCUGGUCAUGGGCCAACUAUUGCUGCUAUCAUUGUUGGCAUUGUAGCAGCAAUUGUGGGUGUGACCUUAGGUGUGUGGUGUUACAAAAGAAGGCAACAGAAGACCUCUCAUUAUCAGCUGAAUGGAACUAACAGACAAACACAAUGCAUCGAACUCCAGCAGACUGUGUAACCUGACACAAAAGGCUUACACAAACGGCACCUAUGUUUGAACAUUAUAAAGUACAUGCACCUAUAUACAUACUAAUAUACACACAACGUGGGGGGUGAGUAUUUCCUCAUGUCCCUUAAAGUAGAAUUAUCAUACUGGGCAGUGAGAGAAGUGUUUUAGUGCUUUGUUAAAACAUUUUAUUUUUUCAUUUUUGCAGUGCAGUGUACAUGUUAUUUCUUGUGUCAUACCUGCUUAUAUAUAAUGCCUAAUUAUUUCUUUUGGAUUUCCUUUCAUUGUGUGGACUGCAUUUGAAAGGCUAUUGAUGUUUGCGUUUGAGACGCUAGAUGCUUAUUGGUAUUUAAAUUUUACAGGAUAAUAACGUUUUUCAAAGAACUUUGUUUCAGCCAUAGCAGAUUCAAUAUAAUGUGACCAGUAAAGUGUUUGUACACUGUAAUAUAAAUGCUGAAAAUUGGUGUUUCAACAAACAGAGACAGUGAAACUUCACUGAGACCCAUCAGUGAAGAAACAAAUAUCAGUCACAUACAUGUGAGCAAGAGAUAAAUUAUAUAAAAUAGAAGAAUUAUAAUUCUUUAGGAAGUCUUUUAAAAUUGUGAUUAUAAUUUGCCAAAGUCAACAAAGGCAGGUUUUGUCUGAAAAACAUUGUUUAUAAGAAUCAGCAUUGGCAGAAAGGGCAGGAGCAGGAAAAGGCAUCACAAGGACAUACAAUAAGUAGCCAGGAUCUCAAAUAAACAAGGGAAUUGGUUCAGAAAUGCUCCUUACAUCUGCAAUAUACUUGGAAGUAAAUAUCCUUACCUUAAUGAUAUCAUAAAAAAUGAAUCAUAGAAGGUGAUAUUGAAAGUGUGAAGCUAUAACCGAAGCAGAGCAAGAGAGGACCAAUCAACUGUAGAGCAAUCAGUGCUGGGUCUUCUAUACUGUGGAGACCCUGUGACAGUUAUAUAUUUAGCUUGAAGGGUAGAUGAGGUAUUUUUGUGGGUGGCGCGAACGUGGUGGAGACUAAUUUAAACCUUUUGAGUGUAACAAAUGCCUUAGUGUUUUAUUGUUGUUGUCUAGCACUUUGACACAGACUGACUUCUUCAUCAAUUCUUUGUAGUUAACCAGAGUAUAAAUGUAUUGUAGAGCUUUUUCCAUAUUUUAUAAUUAACCAGAGUGAAGUGGGCAUGGUAGAUAGAUAGGUAUCAUCAGUUGUGUUGUUUCAAGUGGUCUGAUAGCCAUCUUUAAAAUUCUUGUUAUUUUUUUACUAAGUAAAAGCAGUCGCCCAUAAAUUUCCAUAGAUAGUCACAUUAUGGUGGUAGUAACAUACUCUGGGGUAUUAAAGCUUAAACUAUCAUUAUAAAGAAUCUGUCCCAUGGAGCUAAAGUAAAUAGCACAGUGUUAAACUGUAUUUUAUUUAGAUGAAAUUGAAAAUGAAAUAAUUGAUAAAGACAUUUAAAGGUCAGUUUAUUGGCCAGAUAACUGUCAAUUAAAUUAAAUGUUAUGAAUUGCAUUGACAUUUAAAUGUUAAUGUUCAAGUUUCUCUAAGGAAAAGUCAGAAUAAUUAAAGAAAUAAUUGUAAUAUUUCUACACCACAAAGUAUUCAAUUAUUCACACUAUAUUUAUACAUAUAUAUUUAUAAGAAGUCGAAUGCCAGGGAGUGUUAUAAUCUUUAUAUUUAGUUUACACUAAACUUUAUGAUUUGAAAACACAUAAUUGUUCACAUAUUUUUAUUCUCAUUGUGAUUCGUUGUAAAACAAUCAGAAACAUGUACAUGUCCUGAAAAAUACAUCUCCAGUACCAAAACAAUUUUCUGCCAAAUACCAAUAUGACAUGAAGCUUUUUAUGUAUUCAUGCAGUAUUGUAGUUUAACAAAUGUGAUAUUUCAGAGCUGAUAUCAACUUGCCUGUGAAUAUCUUUCAGUGGUAUGUACUUGUUUCAAGCUAGUGUCAGUCUCUCUUCAUUUGCACAACAGCUUCAUUUGUACACUAAGUACCUGUAGACUGAGUAGCUAACACUUGUCUGUGACUCCCAGCCUGUUACUAGUAAUACUGGUGAAGGUGACGCUUCUUAAAUUGUGUACAUGAGCAUGUUAUAUUCUCCAGUCACAGAUAUUACUGUAUAAUCGUUUAGGUUAAAAUUAAUUUAUCGUCUGUGUCCCUGCUAUUUUUAUUUCCUACAAAUUGAUAUUCCCUGUUAUACGAUUUGAUCAAUAGCAUUUAUUUUAAGGCUUUUGUGAUGUAUCUGGAUAUUACCUAUUUGACCAAUGUUUAAUAUGUCUUCAAACAGAAGCUCUAAGCUUUAUUGUGGCAUAUGACUGCUGCACACUUGUGUGAUAAACUAACAGAACAAUUACAAAUAAAAUCCACUUGAUUAAUUUACUUUUGUUCCUAUUUGAAAUAUAUGAGUGUAUAUAUGUGAAUUUGUCUGUGUCCAUGGUAACUGUAUACCUGCUGGUAACUAUUUAGAGCAUUCAAAAAGUUACUGAAGAAAAAACCAUGAUUAAAUUCAAAUACACACACACAGUAACAGGAGGAACAAAGGCUCAUUUUAAAGUGUUUGAACAUGGAGCAUCUGUGCAGUUUAUCACACCAAUGUAAGAAACAUUCACAGAGAGAGCGAGCAAGAGAGAGAGAGAGAACGAGAGAGAGAGAGAGAGAGAGAGAGAGAGAGAGAGAGAGAGAGAGAGAAAGACAGGUCAGCAUUUCAGGCAGAAUUUAGGGUUUAUGUGUGUGGGUGCGUGUCUAAGUACACAUUCACAUCUAAAAUUUAAACGUUUGAACAUAAGCUUUAGUGUUUAGUCUUUUCCUGUUAAAUUUAGUCAGGUUAUUUUAGGAUCUGCACUUUCAUUCUUGAGUCCAGGAAUUUUGUGCCUUAGUGUGUACUUCCAAUUUUGCAAUUGCCAUUUUCCAAAUUGGACCUUAACAGACAUCUGCUGAUUUUAACGUUUCUAUAAUAUGUACAUUGUUACAAGAUAAAUAAAUAAAUAAAUUUGUAUAACACAAUUUGAGCAAAACGAUAUUUAAAGCA